Messenger RNA from Schistosoma rodhaini, 1340 nucleotides. The record is from the annotation of a GenBank genome assembly. Lineage: Eukaryota; Metazoa; Platyhelminthes; Trematoda; Strigeidida; Schistosomatidae.
GGAUAUUAGAUAUUGGAAAGGUCAUCUACAGAGUCACUCAAGGUCUCGUGGAGGCUAUGGUUUUCUAGGGCCUAUAUAUCCAGCAGAAUACUUACCAAAGCCGACCUAUCCAAGUUCUAGAUACUAUUAAAUCGUCGGCUUACAACACAUCUGGUCUCAUCUAUAACACUAUAAACUUAAAAUAUGGAAACCACUGUAUUAGUUACAGGGGGUUCUGGCUUAGUGGGAAAUGGGAUCCGACUUGCUCUAGAGAACAUUAACGGUCCCCUCAAACGAAAUAACGAAAAGUGGAUAUUUUUGUCUUCUAAAGACGUUAAUCUGACGGAUAGUAAUGCUACCCGGGGAUAUUUUGAGCGCAUACGCCCAACCUACGUAAUCCACUUAGCUGCCAAAGUCGGUGGUUUGUUUGCCAAUAUGUCUGACAAUCUUGAAUUCUUUCGCCAAAACAUGCAUAUUAAUGACAAUGUAUUGUCAAGCAGUCAUGCAGUUGGUGUAAAGAAGGUUAUUUCGUGUCUUUCAACGUGUAUAUUUCCUGAUCGUACAACUUAUCCAAUCGACGAAACUAUGGUACAUAAUGGACCUCCACAUGAUUCUAAUUACGGAUAUUCUUAUGCUAAACGCAUGAUUGAUGUAAUGAAUAGAGGGUAUAGCGAGACUUUCGAUGUUCUUUAUACGUCUAUUAUACCUACCAAUGUAUUUGGUCCAUUUGAUAACUUCGAUAUUAAUCAAGGACAUGUUCUUCCUGGUCUUAUUCAUAAAGCAUACUUGGCUAAAAAGAAUGGCGAACCUUUAAUUGUUUGGGGUUCUGGUAAGCCAUUGCGUCAGUUUAUUUAUUCUGUUGAUUUGGGUCAUCUCAUCAUAUGGACUUUACGGGAGUACAACGAUUCUUCUCCAAUUAUACUUUCUGUACCCGAAAGUGAUGAAAUUUCGAUCCGUCAAGCUGCUGAAGUAGUAGCCAAGGCAAUGGAUUGUCCUGAACUCGUUUUUGACACAACUAAAGCGGAUGGUCAGUUUAAGAAAACUGCUAAUGCAUCCAAACUUCGCCAACUUUAUCCUGAUUUUAAAUUCACUCCUUUUGAACAGGGAAAUUGAAUAUUGAAUCGAAUUCGUAAAUCUCCUUUCUUCUCUGGAUUAUCAGGUAAUGGCAUGCCCUCACCUGGCACUACUUUUUCAUAGUUGGGACUAUAAAAUCCAUGUUUUGCAAAGAUAGAAAGAUUUAUGAAUAAAGUACAUCAAUAAAGAGAAUGAACAAUCUAAUCUUGAACUAUUCAAGGCUAUUAUUUGAGUCAUUGAUGAGUGUGAGCUGCACAAAAAACUGUAACUAGGAUGUACUACUCAAG